This is a messenger RNA of Colletotrichum siamense, 1323 nucleotides long. RefSeq names its product Methionine aminopeptidase 2-2. The coding region runs from base 1 to 1323 and encodes 440 amino acids. The record is from RefSeq and is a predicted model, not a curated record. Gene Ontology annotation, molecular function: metalloaminopeptidase activity. Lineage: Eukaryota; Fungi; Ascomycota; Sordariomycetes; Glomerellales; Glomerellaceae. The transcript has 4 exons. Gene Ontology annotation, biological process: proteolysis.
AUGGCUGCCCAAGUUCCCACCGAAGCUUUGAAGAAGCUGAACGUGGGAGAGCCCGCGACGAACGGCAAGCCAGCAAACCCCGCCGAGGGAAACGGGGUCGACCAUGAGAGCGACGACUCUGAUGAGGAGGGUGACGAGGUAGCGGCGCCCGCCGCCGGAGCGGCCGCUAAGAAGAAGAAGAAGAGAAAGCCCAAGAAGAAGAAGAAGAACCCGACCGCCCAGUCCGACCCGCCCCGUGUGCUUAUGUCCUCGCUGUUCCCGCAAAAGAACUACCCCAAGGGCGAGGAGGAGGAGUACCGCGACGAGAACCUCUACCGCACGACGAACGAGGAGAAGCGCCACCUCGACAACCUCAACAACGACUUCUUGACCGACUACCGCGAGGCCGCCGAGAUCCAUCGCCAGGUCCGCCAGUGGGCCCAGAAGAACAUCAAGCCCGGCCAGACGCUGACCGAGAUCGCCGAAGGCAUCGAGGAUGGUGUGCGCGCGCUGACGGGCCACCCGGGCCUCGAGGAGGGCGACGCCAUCAAGGGCGGUAUGGGUUUCCCCUGCGGCCUGAGUCUGAACCACUGCGCUGCGCAUUACACCCCGAACGCCGGCAACAAGGUGGUCCUGCAGCAGGGCGACGUGAUGAAGGUCGAUUUCGGUGUGCACGUCAACGGACGUAUCGUCGACAGUGCCUUCACCAUGGCGUUCGAGCCGCAGUACGACCCCCUUCUGGAGGCCGUGAAGGCUGCCACGAACGCGGGUAUCAAGGAGGCCGGCAUCGACGUGCGCGUCGGUGACGUUGGCGGUGUCAUUCAGGAGGUUAUGGAGAGCUACGAGUGUGAAAUUGAUGGCGUAUCGUACCCCGUCAAGUCCAUCCGCAACCUCAACGGCCACACGAUUGAGCGUUGGAGCAUUCACGGCACCAAGAGCGUGCCCAUCGUCAAGAGCAACGACACGACCAAGAUGGAGGAGGGCGACGUCUUCGCCGUCGAGACCUUUGGCAGUACCGGUAACGGAUACGUCAGAGAUGACAUGGAGGUCUCUCACUACGCCAAGCGCGGCGAGGGCCACGCUGCCCUGCGCCUGGACUCUGCUAAGAGACUUCUCAACGUUAUCAACAAGAACUUUGGCACCCUGCCCUUCUGCCGGCGUUAUCUGGAUCGUCUCGGACAAGACAAGUACCUUCUGGGGUUGAACAACCUCGUGGCCAGCGGCAUCGUCGAGGCCUACCCGCCCUUGUGUGACAAGAAGGGCUCCUACACUGCUCAAUUCGAGCACACCAUCCUGCUCAGGCCAAACGUGAAGGAAGUAAUCAGCCGAGGAGAGGACUACUAG